AAGCCUCCCAUACUGACUUUUUAGCUCUCUUUUCUUCCUCUCGCUCCUUUCACUCCCUCAGACGACUGCCUCCUCAACUGCGGCUCUUCCUCCAACGUCACCUUCUUCAACCACUUCUUCAUCGGAGAUUUCAAUUCCGGGUCGGGUUUUGUCUCCACAGGCCGGUCUAUUUCAGUCACCAACAACAAAAUCCCACCUCCAAACUCACCCUCUCCUUACCACACAGCAAGAGUUCUCACCACUGCUUCAAGCUAUAGCUUAAGCGCUAGGAAAAUUGGAACUCACUUGGUAAGUUUUCAUUCCUCACCGUUUUCGGCUCAGGGUUUUAAUUUGGUUGAAAACUCGAUAGUUGGUUUUGUAGUCAUUCGUCAAGGAGCGGUUCAAAUCGGAUUGGGCUUUGCGGAAAACAAAAGAAGGCUUGCUAUUGUUCAGUUUAUUCUUCUGAGGUUUAUAAUAGGAAGUUGUGAUACAAAGCUCCUAGAACUGCUGGAUUGUAGAGAUUGCUCAACUCUUGGGCGUUGUAUGCUUAUGUAAGGUCCAUUAUUAAGCGAUAGCAACUGCAGUUCAUAAAAAUCGAAUCAGUCUGGAUCCUAUAUUUUUGACAGCUGAAGCUUCAUCUGGAUGUUUUUAUGCAGUCAAUAGGCGUGGUCAGGUGUUACUUGCCACUGUAAAUGAACAAACAAUUGUACCUUUUGUUAGUGCCAGAAGAGGAAAUCUUCCUGGUGCUGAAGACUUGGACGACAAAGUUACUAGAUGAAGAAAUUGAAGAGGACGAGAUGUUCUGGAAUCAGGAGGCUCUUAAAGAGGAGGAAGAAGAUGAUAACUAUGAAGUGGAGCUGAAAGUUACUGAUUUGUUUGAUAAUGACUUUGUUAAAGAUUUCCUAAGCUGGAUUGAGCGAUGCUGUGAUUUGGUGUUGAAGCAUCUUUCAGUCAUGCAGAAACAAAGCCAUGGAGCAAAGUCUAUGAAAAUGAAGAGAGAAACCGCAGCUAAAGAUAAAGAAGCUGCAGCAGCCAAGGUGGAUGCUGACAAAAAGAACAGAAUUAUAAACUCAUCUAAGAAUUUACUUCUAAUUGCUGGGGGUGACAAAAGCAUCUUCAAUGUUUGGUUACACGAGAUUUAUUGAAGAUAAUGUGGAGAUUUAGUGUUUAUGAGCAAUGUGUCCUAUUAGGAUCAUACGACAAUAAUUCCCGCAGCAAAGUGCGGGCACUUUUUCUAGUAAUAGUCAUAGGGGACAGAUAUUCAAAGCAUGCAUGCAUUUGAAGUAUCAAGUCAUAUAAUAUAAUUAAGCAUGUAAGAUAGGACGAAAGUACUCAUCUGCAGGUGUGUAUGCAUGGAACAGAAGCAGUCCAGGUACAUGGGUUCAAGAGACUUAGUGGAUUAAGUGUGUAUGUGUAACGUCCUGUAUCUUAAUUUACCCGUUUACUAGUCAUUUGGACUGUAAACGACAACUAUUUUCACUUUUACUAUCGUUUCGGUACUUUUAGUGGCACU
Molecule: messenger RNA, 1492 nt
Organism: Rosa chinensis
Lineage: Eukaryota; Viridiplantae; Streptophyta; Magnoliopsida; Rosales; Rosaceae
Exons: 9
Coding region: 672-1124 (150 amino acids)
Source: RefSeq, a predicted model, not a curated record